Megalops cyprinoides (Indo-Pacific tarpon) is the source of this 1668-nucleotide messenger RNA. RefSeq names its product zinc finger and BTB domain containing 8B (gene zbtb8b). The record is from RefSeq and is a predicted model, not a curated record. The transcript has 4 exons. NCBI's taxonomy places the organism in Eukaryota, Metazoa, Chordata, Actinopteri, Elopiformes, Megalopidae. Bases 79 to 1617 code for a protein of 512 amino acids. Gene Ontology annotation, molecular function: RNA polymerase II cis-regulatory region sequence-specific DNA binding; protein binding; DNA-binding transcription factor activity, RNA polymerase II-specific. Gene Ontology annotation, biological process: regulation of transcription by RNA polymerase II.
AGAUAAAGGAAGUAGCUAGCUUGAUAGCUAGCUAGCUAACGACGACAAAUAUAUAAAGCCACCAGUCUCGCCUCGAAGAUGGAGGUGCCGUCCUACCAGUCGAAGCUGCUGUGCGAGCUGAACGAGCAGAGAAAACGUGACUUCUUCUGCGACUGCAGCAUCAUCGUGGAGGGGCGGGUCUUCAAGGCGCACCGCAACGUGCUGUUCGCCGGCAGCGGCUACUUCCGGGCGCUGCUGGUUCACUUCCUGCAGGACAGCGGUCAGCGGCACAGCACGGCCUCGCUGGACAUCGUCACCUCCGAGGCCUUCUCCCUCAUCCUGGACUUCCUCUACUCGGGCCGGCUGGACCUGCGCAGCGACAAUGUCAUUGAGGUGAUGUCGGCUGCCAGCUACCUGCAGAUGACCGACGUGGUCAGCUUCUGCAAGGCCUACAUCCGCUCGUCGCUGGAGAUUUGCAACAGGGAGAAGGAGAGGGAGCGAGAGCGGGAGAAGGAGAGGGAGAAGGAGAAGGAGGGGCUGGCGGACAGCGGCUCUCCUGCCCAGGCCUCCCACGCCUCCACCUCCCAGACUGACGGAGGGGAGCACUCGGGUUCGGACGUGCCCAGCUCGGCCGCGCCUGGCCUGGCCUCCGCUCUCCCACUUGCCCCCUCCACCCCGCUCGCCGCCAGCAGGGACUCAGAGAGCGAGAGCUCCAGGGGGGAGUUUCCCAGCUUCCACCCCAUGGACCUAGCCAUCCGGAGCAGCCAGGGGGACAAGGCCAACUCCUCCCGCUUCCUCCUGGGGCUGGUGCACCCCAAGACGGAGUUCGACCCCGACGAAGAAGGGGAGGCCUCCCCAGAGCGCAAGGACAUGCCCCUCUUCCAUGCCCCACCCCACGACGACGACAGGCCCCACCCUUCCAGCCAGACCCCCGGCAACGAGCCCUCCUCACUGCCUUACGACAACUACCACAUGAAGCAGUUCCUGGAGGUGUUCCUCAGAGGCGGGUCGGACCCGCGCCGGGAGGAGCUGGUCCAGCACUUUGCCCAGAGUCUGGGCGGCGGGGACGGGGGCAGCCGUAUGGAGGAGGGGCUGGGGCUCGGAGGAUCCUCCAUCAUGGAGAUACAGAGCGAGUGGUACGGCGAGGACACAGGGGAUGGGCUGGUGGUGCCGGUGAAGCUGCACAAGUGCCCCUUCUGCCCCUACACGGCCAAGCAGAAGGGCAUCAUGAAGCGGCACAUCCGCUGCCACACCGGGGAGCGGCCGUACCCCUGCGAGACCUGUGGCAAGCGCUUCACCCGGCAGGAGCACCUGCGCAGCCACUCCCUCAGCGUGCACCGCUCAAACUGGCCCAUCGUCUGUAAGGGGUGUCGCCGCACCUUCACAGGGGCGGUGUCCCACGGACUGAAGCGGUUCGGCCUCUGCGACGGCUGCACCUGCGUCACCACCACCCAGGACGACUCCGCCCCCAUCAACCUCAGCAGCCAGUCGGAGGGCGCCGAGCGCAGCGACGGGGACAGCGAUUGGCCGAUUUACAUGGACGACGCGGAGGAGGCGGAGCCCAGCGGUGGCGACGACGACCUGGAGGACAAGCAGGAACUUCAGAGGCAGCUCUCGGAGAAUGAGGGUCUAUUGUAGGGUGGCAAAAACAAUCUCACACCCCCACCCAUGCAAUCAUGGGAAGCAAAA